UCCGAAUUUAAUUUUAUUUUAUUUAAUUUAUUUUUUUCUUCUGUACCUGCACACUUGGAGGAUGAAACGUCAUCGAGACUCAAUUAACUCAAGUGAAACCCUGAGAACAAACUCGUGUUCACACACAGUGUGUGUGUGUGUGUGUGUGUGUUGUCUUGGCUGUAAAUAAUGAAUUCCACAGGGAGAGCCAAAACCUGCCUAUCUCUUGCUGCUGCUGCUGCUGCAUAAGUGUUAAAACAUGCAGAGCGAGCUGGCUGGGCUGCACCUCCACCUCCACCCAUAGCCUGGAGACUCCACUCCCCUCUUCGCCUCCCUCUCUCACAGGUUCUUGUCACUCAGUAUCGCAGACACUUUGACAUCAGAUUACUUUUUCUACGCUGAGUGGUAGCCGUUCCUCUUGCUCCUCGGGAGUCUCGCUCUCUCUCUCUCUCUGAGAGUUAGUGUGUGUGUGUGUGGGGGGGCUCUCAGUGGGACAGUGUCAUGCUGGCUGUGGCAUCAUGUGGACCGCAGCUCUUGUUGUGUUGCAGCUCGUGGCUCUCCGUCAGCCAGCGUGGGCUCAGGAGGAUGUCACGGCCGCUGGGAUCGCGCCUCAGAACUGCACUCUGGACUGCAUCCGACAGGGACGAGCAGGAUGUGAAUACUGCAGAAUAACCAGGAGUGACAUCAGAGAGGGUCUUGGGUUCAACUCCAUCCCAACGUUUGGAAGUUGUGUCCCGUGGCCUUGUUUCGCGCUGCUGGGAGAAGAAAACCCUCAGAUUUGUCAGCACUAUGUUCAUCCUCCGACCGACGUGACCGUCGAUUUUGUCCACGAGCCAAAUCCAGCGUCUGACACUGUUGUCAUCUCCUGGAAGCCCAGUUACUAUGGAAUCGCCUUCCUGCGAGGGUUUCAGGUGUCGCUGCAGGCGCUGGGAGGGUCGACGUUCACCUGUCAGCUCUUUCUCUUCCAUCGAAACCUCUCCCUGUCUGCGUCACAUGCACAGCAGGUGUAUAAGUCGGACCCUUUCACCGGCCUCACCCUCGGCUCCCAGUUCGCCGUGACUGUCAUGGCUCUGCCAGUUCCAGAGAAGUGGGACAGAUUCUACCACAGCAAGAUCUUCUCCACGCGCUCUUGUGCAGAGAAGAACGGUCUUGAAAAGUGUAAAAAGGACUGGUAUCCUGAACAUAUUGCAGUACAGCAGGAAGGGACUGCCAUCACCGCCAGUUACUUCUCUCUUUGCUAUGCAAAUGGCAUGAAGAAAUACACUGACAUCGUGCCUACACCCACCAAAAACAAAACCCACCACACGUACCAGCUGACGGAACUGCAAGAGGGAACCAAUUACACCUGUGAGAUUGCUGCGAAUGAGGUGGACUCAGUCAGACGAACGUUCAGUGUUCAGGUCAUGAGGAUUCACAAAGACCCGCCGCUCAGCGUCACUCCCUCUUUGGCUCUGGUGCUCCCUCUGUGCCUGACUGUGGGAACCAUACUGGUGCUCGUACUGGCUGCUCUUACCUGGAGACGAUCCAAGCAACAAAGGAAGAAGCUGGACAUAAAACCAGAUAUUAUCAAGCAGUAUGAAGACAACAUGUGUCAGGAGGAAGUGGUGUCGUUACCCAGAAGCAGACUGACCCCGCCCCGUCUUCUGAUUUGCUACAGCAGCAACGAUGGUGCCGCUCAUGUCAAAGCUGUCAUGCGAUUGGGAGCUUUCAUACAGCAGCACAUGGCCACUCAGGUGUGUCUGGACAUGUGGGACUCUCUGAGCAUGGCUCAGGAGGGCAGCAUGGCCUGGCACUGCCGGCAGAUCCGCGACAGCGACUUUGUCUUGGUGGUCUGCUCUCGAGGCCUCAACCAAAAACACCUGCCUGUAGAGCCAGAAGGUGAUGAAGGAAAUGUGGAGGAAGGCAGGUGGCUGAACUUUAGGUCCAACGCCUUCAGCUCAGACACUGCCGUCCAGCUUAUUGGAGAGGAGGUGGGCCGGGCCAAGGCCAGUGGCCAGGACCUGUCCAAGUACAUGGCGGCCAUUUUUGAGUACUCUGAGGAAACGGACAUCCCCACCGAGCUGAGGCUGGUUUCUCACUACACACUAACAAGUGACUUGCCGCUGCUCUUCUCCCACCUGCAUGGAGUGGCACUGCACAGACCUGGGGGUUACGUGAAGAUAAACCAUAUCUCGGAGGAAGGUUUUGCCAAGUUGCCAGCUGGAGCCGCUCUCCAGUUGGCCAUCUAUGAGGCUGGAAUGGCAAUGAAAGGCAAAAGACAUCACUCUGUGGAAGGGACGGUCUAAAUACUAAAAAUUGGGGGGCUGUCUAAACCUUGAUCUAAGCUGCAGUAGGCAGGAUAGACCCUUUCAGCACAAGUGAUCUAUGAGAGAGCGAGCACUCCUCGUGGCUGUCAUAAUGAGCUGCAACAGAACCUAAAACAACAGAGUCAGACAAUAAACGCAUUAUUAUGUGUCAGUGUCGGUGGAGCAUUUCAAAAAUGGAGCGAUUGUCUCUGGUCUAGGAAAUGUAUCACUUUAUAUUCCAGAUAAAUUUGCACUAAAGAUAUUCAUGACAAAGUCAACAACACUCAGAACUGACCAAUCAGCAAGGGUCUUUGUCUGUGGUGUAUGGAAGUGAAAUUUAGGGGUUCCUUGAAUGCUUCUCAUAGCUGCUCCUCUAAAUAACUGUACGAGGUUCUCCCAAACUAAAGACUUUUGGCAGACGGUUUGUGGCCAUUUGUCUCAACAUAGACAUUAAGCUUUGUAUGAGAACAGACUGCCGAUUAGCUGACUGUGGUGGGUGGAACUAGACCGUACCGUUUUACUCUGGCUGGUUAUUUUGGUACUGUAUCAAACUGAACCGUUCCACUCGGUAGAAACACAGCUUUUGUUACCCUGCAAAAUAAAACUUUAAGUCCUUCUCUUCUUCUUUAGCUUUGGACAAUUCUGAACUGAUACUACAAUAUCAUUUCCACUGUAUGUCCUAGUUUGUGUCACCCUGUAAACUGCUUGUUGUUGAUCCACUGCUGCCUCCAUCAGUAACUUUAAAUUUAAAAAGUGAGCACCGGCUGCGUGUUCUGCGAGCUGCUAAGACUUUCUAACCAAUUUACGCAAAAACAACGCAAUACGGUACAGGCCUGCUCGCAUAAUCUUUCACGUAUGAAAUUAGUAUGUCUUGUCAUCGAGCGGGAGCUACGGUACUAUUCUAAACUCCAGCACAUGAGCACUAAGUAAUGUCUAAAAGUCCAAAUUUUAUCACAAUAUUCCAUCAUAGUAUAGGAAUAACAACUUGUGUGGAGAUAUUUUACAAAAUUCUGUUUGUUUUAAUGGCUUAAUUUGCUCACAAGACCAUGAGUUUGAGAACUUUGACCUACAGGGUGUUGAACAUAGAGUAGCAGCUUUAAGAUGCAUUCAAGACACCUUGUAAAUAUCACCACUAAUGACUUAAGUCCACUGACUAAAUGCUCGCUGCUGCCACCUUGUGCUAAUAGAUGCAAUCAUUGAUAAAAACAUUUGUUUACUUUAUAUUAACAAGAUAUAAUAUAUAUAAUCAAAUACGCAAGCCUGUCCCUAAAUAAUUAAACGCAACAAAAAUAAACAUUCAAAACAUCCUGCCUACCGCAGCUUUACUCAUAUAGUUUUCAGCUCAGUAUGGGAGAGAAUAGUUGAGUUCUGGAGCCUGAACCUGAAGUUUGACCAAAAACUUGCUGGUGCAUCUGCUCAGCCAGGAGCAAGAAGAAGAAGAAGAAGCAGAAGCUGUUGAGUCGUAUGUGUACCUCAGCUGUGCUACAGCAGCGUGUUGGCAACAGCCAAGCACUGACCUCGAAAAUGUGUUCACAUGUAAAAAGAAGGAUUUUUUUAUUUUUUUUUAAUAAACAAACAUAAUUACUCAUCAUAACGGUCAGUAAAGCUAUUUUCCUGUGACGUUUUCCUUGUUAAGCUCGUAAAGGAAAUUAAGUAAUAUUAGUGCUGUACAUAGACAUCAUAUCACCUCGUGAAUGAGUAAUUGAAGUGACUCUUUGAGGACGUUCACCCUGAAGUAGAGUCAGUGAACCCAUUGUAUACUAUACAUGCAUGUUUGCAUAUAUAUCAUAUAUCAUAUUUUUUAAUUGCACUUUGUAUUUUGUGGUUAUUUCAUGUUUAAGUUGUUUUUUUAUGUCGAUAUAAGAAUGUUAUUUUAAUUA
Messenger RNA from Solea senegalensis (Senegalese sole), 4144 nucleotides. Its product is annotated as interleukin-17 receptor D. Lineage: Eukaryota; Metazoa; Chordata; Actinopteri; Pleuronectiformes; Soleidae. The record is from RefSeq and is a predicted model, not a curated record. The transcript is spliced from 12 exons. Bases 498 to 2264 code for a protein of 588 amino acids. Gene Ontology annotation, molecular function: interleukin-17 receptor activity; protein binding.